AGUCGGUCAAAGUUGCCGUCGGUUUUAUGGGUCGGUCAUAAAGCAGCGUAUAAAAAGCCGCAGGUGAAGGGGGGAGGCAGAGUCAGAGGGGAAGCGACUGUUCCAGGGAUGAAGCUGUUUCUGCUGCUGCUGCUGCCGGCCGUGCUGGCUCUGUCCUCGGCCAGUCUUCAGGACAUCGUGAAGAAGAGUUCACAGCGCAGGAAAGUUUCUCUCCUGAACCCCGCCCUGGAGGACCUGGAGCCUCAGCCCAAUGUUGACAACGUGGUGUCCCCCCUGGCCCCCGCUGACCUGGAGCAGCAACAGGAAGUGCCCUCCUCCAUGUUCGGCGAUAACGUGAACCUGGAGUGGCUGACGUGGGAAGGCGCCUUGCCAAACGGCGCCGUCUCCAUCUACAACGGCUACACCGAGCGCACCGACUACGUCUGCAAGUACAAGUGCGAGACCGGCUUCUACAACCCCAGCUUGGGACCCUACUGCCGCUACCCCUAUGGAGACCGGGAGUACUACGCCCCUGAGUUUGAGAUACUGGCCAACAAGGACAACUUCGAGUUCCUGGAGUGGAAGGAAGGUUCCUAUGGAUCGGUGCCGAAACAUUCCGUCCGCAUCUACGUGGGCAAGAACAAGUACGGUCUGGGCAAAGUGGUCCCGCAGUUCGAGGCCUUCUUCCUGCCGUGGGAGGGCGACGAGUACUGGUACAAGAAAUACCAGGUGCUGACCAUCAACAGAGACGCCUACACGCAGCACAUCAGCGACGUCAAGUACAACAUCGACGAGGUCGCCAUCUUCCAGUUCCCCCCCGAGACCAUGCAGAUCUCCGGGGUCACCAACAACGAGUGCCAGACCGUGUCGAAGACCGUCACCAUCUCGAAGGUCACUGAGGUGGAGACCACGUGGAACAUCGGCCGCGGAACCAUGCUGGGCAUCACGGGCAGCAUCACGGCUAAAAUCCCCCUCCUCGGCUCCGGGGGUAUCGAGCUGAGCGGCGAAAAGACCCUGCAGUUCACCAGAGGAACGACCAGGGUGGAGUCCCUCAGCCAUUCCGUGUCCGUGGAGCUCACCGUGCCCCCCAACCACAGCUGCAAAGUCCGCAUGGAGGGGCGCAAGAUGAAGGCCGACAUCCCCUACACCGCCCGCCUGAGCCGCACCUACCGCAACGGAGACACCCAGUGGACGUCCAUCUCCGGGACGUACGACGGAGUCCAGAUUAACGAGGUGCGGGCGGUGGUGGACCGCUGCGAGCCUGUGGCCGACGCCAAGCCGUGUCCGUGAGAGACCAUCGGACGAAACGACAACUGGUGUUUGUGAAAGAAAUCUCGUAAAAUGUUCUCGCAAUAAAACUGAGACGUGAAUAAAA
Cynoglossus semilaevis (tongue sole) is the source of this 1354-nucleotide messenger RNA. Its product is annotated as natterin-3-like. The record is from RefSeq and is a predicted model, not a curated record. NCBI's taxonomy places the organism in Eukaryota, Metazoa, Chordata, Actinopteri, Pleuronectiformes, Cynoglossidae.